This is a messenger RNA of Hypanus sabinus (Atlantic stingray), 6319 nucleotides long. It is a transcript of the gene slc16a10, whose product is annotated as solute carrier family 16 member 10. The transcript is spliced from 6 exons. Gene Ontology annotation, biological process: transmembrane transport. Gene Ontology annotation, molecular function: monocarboxylic acid transmembrane transporter activity. The record is from RefSeq and is a predicted model, not a curated record. Lineage: Eukaryota; Metazoa; Chordata; Chondrichthyes; Myliobatiformes; Dasyatidae. Bases 126 to 1703 code for a protein of 525 amino acids.
UUGUCAAGGGAAGGGGAGGCGAGGCAGGACUCCGGCGUGGGGAGGGUUCUGCCGCCCGCGCUGACACAGGGGCCAGGCGGGGUUCAGAGCGCUUGUCGCGGCUGGUCCUGACCCGCGGCUGAGAUAUGAGCGAGAGUCUGGAGCCAGGAGUUGGGGGUCAGGGGCAGGGGAAAGAGGAGGCGAGGGACGGCGAACCGGCCCGUCAGCCUCUGACAGAGAGCAAGGAGGCGCUGAAUGGUGAGGUGGGAGCGAACUCGGAGACCCAGCUGCGUCUGGCAGGGGGAGAGACCACCCAUAACCAUGAUCCCGGCGGUGGGCCUCCUUCUACCCCCGACCCGGGGACGGCGCCCGGACAGGUCGACCCUCCCGAGGGGGGCUGGGGCUGGGUGGUGAUGUUGGCUUCCAUGUGGUGUAACGGCUCGGUCUUUGGCAUCCAGAACUCUUUCGGGCUACUGUAUCUGUCCCUGCUGGAAAAUUUCGGGGGCACAGAAGACAAACAUCUGCAGUUUAAGACAGCAUGGGUAGGCUCGGUGUCCGUGGGGAUGAUUUUCCUCUGCGCCCCCAUUGUGAGUGUUUUCACCGACUUGUAUGGGUGCAGGAAGACGGCAGUUGCUGGAGCUACUGUGGCUUUCAUUGGGCUAAUUGGGAGCUCGUUCGUCACAUCGCUGGAACCUCUGUAUUUCACAUACGGAAUAGUUUUCGGCUGUGGUUGUUCAUUUGCCUACCAACCGUCUCUGGUGAUUCUGGGCCAUUACUUCAAACAGCGGCUGGGACUAGUGAACGGAAUCGUCACCGCAGGCAGCAGUGUGUUCACCAUUGUUCUGCCUUUGCUCCUGAAGCAGCUGCUGCCGAAGAUCGGGCUCAGCCACACGCUACGUGUCAUUAGUGCCUUCAUGUUCGUGCUGUUUCUGGCUGGGUUCACUUACAAACCUUUCCUGCCAGAAGAGGACAAGAGUAAAUCCUCAGAACGAAAAAAACUCAACUUCAAAAAAUUGUUCAAUAUGAAGAUAUGGAAGCUACUUGGGUACCGCAUCUGGACUAUUGGAAUCCCAACUGCACUCUUCGGAUACUUUGUGCCUUAUGUUCAUCUUAUGAAGUACGUGGAAGAAACCUUUAAGUUGGACAAUGAAGAAGUUCUGCUAAUGUGCAUUGGGAUCACAUCAGGGGUUGGCCGGCUGCUAUUCGGUCGGGUGGCGGAUUACCUACAUGGUGCAAAUAAAGUUUUUCUUCAGGUGGGGUCAUUCUUCGUCAUUGGCCUGAUGUCCAUGAUGAUUCCUGUUUGCCAAGGUUUCGGUGGCCUCGUCACUGUGUGCCUUUUCAUGGGUCUUUUUGAUGGCUGUUUCAUCUCUAUCAUGGCUCCCAUUGCUUUUGAGCUUGUGGGUUCGGAGGAUGUGUCCCAGGCGAUAGGAUUCCUCCUUGGGCUGAUGUCUAUACCGAUUACAUCCGGGCCACCAAUCGCAGGCUUUCUGCGUGACACUCUGGGGAACUACAAUCUUGCCUUUUACCUGGCCGGCGUGCCGCCGUUCAUCGGAGGUUCUAUCCUCUGUGCCAUCCCAUGGAUCCAAUACAAGAAGCGCAAGCGACAGGAACAGCAGGCGGAACUGGCGGGAGAAACUGCAGCCAAGAUGCUGGAUCAGAAUUCCAGAAACGCCCCCCUGCAGAACAGUGACGAACCACAGAAGGAAUGUGCAACCUCUAUUUGACGUCACGGUUCCUCCCGUCAGACCCGACAGUGUUCACGGUUUUACAGAUUAUUUUAUGUGAACUUCUCUUGCUAUCACAACAAACUAUUAGGAAUUCUCUGUGGGGAAAAUCUACACCAAUGACAAAUCUUUUAAAUGUAUAAUUCUGUUUAGGGAAGGAUUAUUGGAUAAGUUGUACUUUUGGCUAUUUUCUCUAAUUUAACUUCUUGAACUUCAUUGUUGUUCUCCAAUCAAAGCUAAGUUUAUAACAGUAUCACUGUUGAUCUAGUUUACUUGAUUAUGCCUCCAAGUAUUCUGAGGAGAGGCUGAUUACAAAGAGCAAUAACGUCCUCAGGAACAGUCCAACUGGUCUGUGAUCUAUUAGCGAGACGCUAUAUUUAACUGGAAGCCGCAUUUUUGAAUUUUUCGAAGUGAGUAUAUUGUCAAAUUUCCUGCAAAAAAAAAAGCUCCAUAAAUUUAGAAUCUUAAAUACCGUGGGGGAAUUGUCCGGGAGCUCAGUGUGGUUACUUACUCCUGGGAUAACUGGAAAUUCCUGAUGUGACUUUACUUUCCAAUAUAAAAUUUUGAAGGUGUUGGCGCUGACCUGGCCCGGUGGGAGAGGGAAGAAUCGGUGGUGAACAAUGAGUAUUGCUGACGUGUGGGAUGGUGAGCAAGCUUCCACAUGGUGGUCAGGGGGCUCCUGUGACUGCCUGAUGCUUCAAAUGGUUGAAAGCCUCCCACUACACCACCCGCCUGCCACCAGUGUUCACUGCCAUCGGUCUUGUUGGAACUGUGUUCGUUUUGGGAUUGGUGCUUUUCCUCUGAAAGAAGCUUUCUGCAAGUCUGAAUUCGGGCUUAUCCUGACAUGUAGGGUCGACGCCAGUAAAGGCAGUUAACACCCAGCCUUGCCACGUAGCCGGGUUACACACCGGCCGAGUCUUACCGAGGUCAGGCUGGACUGCUGAGCUGACCCACGGCUGUUUCCGUCUUCUCCAGACCUGCCAAUGACACUGCCUCGGCCGUACCGGAGCACCUCUGCGCAGUAAAACUGCAGCUGGGGGGAAUGCGAUGUGGAACAAGACGGGGCAAACCACUACUACAUGAAUUAAAACAAAGGGAGGCAAACUUUAUUGUGACCAUAUUGCCAAAACACAAUUGACUUGCUAAAUACGUUUACACUGAGUAUUCAUUGUAAUGAAGCAGUCAUGAUUUAGAAUAUGCAAUCAAUUGAUUCCUUAAAGAUCACCUUUUUCUGUUUGUAGUUUUGUAGAAAUUGAAUAUUUUAUUCAAAGUAAGCAAAGUUUUUUAGAUUGGGUGCAGACUCCUGAGGGGGGAAAUGGUUUAUUGUCCUGCUGCUACCCAAGCCGCUGCUCACUACUCGAGCUCUCCCCACCUCUAUUGCUGAUGUAUCGAAGAUAGGUUUAUGCACCUGUUGUCUGACAUGAACUGACCUAUACACUUUUUGAACAGUUCCCAUACAUACAGUAUCAGUAGACUACCUCAUCUGAUUUGAGCUAUGCAGCCACUGCAAACUGAAGCAUUUGAUUAAAGUAAUGAAGACAUUGGAUUGGGUGGGGAGGUGGAGAGCAAGUUUUUUUUAAAAAUAUAAUGUCUGUUUAUAUAAUUGCGUUCGAGCUCAGUGUAUAUGCCUAGCCACUCAGCAGAACAGGAAUUUGGCUCAGUUUUUUGCAACUGCAUCAUAAAUAAUGUAUUGCACACUGAUUUAUUUCUUACUAGUCUAUCAAAAGGUCUGAGAUGUUUCCCUAGAUCACCUGCCACGGGGGUGGUGGUGAAAGGGGAGAAUCAAAAACUACAAAUCUUCGCAGAAUUGUUAGGUAGAAAACGACUCUACACUGGUGUGUACUGUCAUCUGACGUGUAUACAGAUGGCCCACAAUGUACAAAUUUCUUUAAUACACUAGUCAUGUUUCAUCGCCUCUCCCAAUCAACUCAUUCUGAGGUGUGUACAGUUCUUCAAUUUAAAGAAAUAUAUAUAUAUAUAACUUGUAUAUUACUGAAGUUAUUUUAAGUUAGUAUAUAAUAUACUCCAAAGUACAUUGGCAUCUAUAGACUAUACCAAUUAAAUUCACUAAUAUUUUGCCCACACUGAACCUCUCUAGAGGCUAGAACCACAAUAUUCAUGGUGAGUUCAUCUCAUAAAGGCAUAAUGUCCCCAAGAUGAAUCCCAACAACUAAGCUCAUCUAUUGAGUAUGUAGACUCAAGGAUCCAGGCCUACUCAACUCAUCAGUUGUGAGUGUGCAAUGGCCUUCCAGACCUCUCCAUUUGUCUGGGACUCUAUUGUCACUCCCUUUUCCAAUCUUUGACCUCUCAUUGACUGCCCAGUGUAUCCAUCCUGAUCCAUCACUGCCCCCUCUCAACUCCAUUCAUCCCAGCUUUUAGCUGGGGUCUUCAACACCUGUUAUAAUGCCCCUUCCUAGCACCCUUACAAACCAAAGCUAAAGGCUGCCUUGGGAUUACUCUUUGAAAUUUGCUCCAUUAGCCUCUUAAUUCCCUGCAUUUAAGAGCCCACGACAGAACAGACCCUUUGAUUUUGCAGGUACGGCAUGUGGAAAAAGCACUCAGAUGGUGUGAGCAUUGCAAACCACAUCCGCCACAUUUUAUCUCAGGCCUGAGGCAGCUGCGUGUUUUUGUGCAAUCCAAUCUCAACAAUGCCAGCGCACCUCCUGCGUGUAAAGUCUAAUUGCAUCGCAGAAGGUCAGCACAAGUGACUGCAAGUGAAUAAAUAUUGCAGGGUGAUUCUUUUAUUUUUGUAAUAAUAGUCAUCAUUUGGAAACUUAACCUCGUGGUGGGUUUUAUGUUGGUCAGAGGUUGCCACAAAUUGAAACAUUCCAAAGAAGAGAAGUUUUGUUUUAGAUGCAUUCAAUGAAGAAGUAAAUUAUUACUUGGUUUCGAGUGUAUAGUGUGUACCAAAUAUCCUAGAGCAUUUUAAAGUAUGUGUGUUGUAAUUUCUUGAGAAAUUCAUUCAGAGCAAUGGUAAUUGAUGAAGUUCCUGGAUCCAGCCAGGUGAUCUUUGGAGACCAACUAUAGUUAUGAAGGGAUCGUUCCCAAUUAAUUUGGUUCCACAUGGAAGCAACAAAGACAGAAACCUGUGUUUGGAAAAGAACAACAGGUCUCAUCUUAGAAAAUGUAGAUCUUUCUAACAUUAUUGACCGGUAAAAUGAUAUCACUCACACUAAGCAGUUUGAACCUCGAUUGAAUGCUACCAAGAGUAGGGUAAAGGUCUCUCCCUAUUUUUUGAUGAAGUUGUAAACAGAAAAGAAUGCAGAUGUUGCAUCUCCUGUGCUGCAACUACUUGUGCAAACGUUAAGUUGCAGGGCAGAUAGUGAUGAUUUCUGCCGUGGUGAAUGGAUGCAAGAUGCCAUGGCCGGCUGGCUGUAGCAGGAGGACAUGCGUUUGCCAUGUGCUUUUAAAGAUCCACAGAAGGUCAAGUUUGAGGUGUGCAGAUAUCUGAGUGUGUUAUCUCAGUGUGUGUUAGUGUCAAGUACAGUUAUGUCCAUUUGAACUUUCAGGUAGCAUAGAGUCUGUUAGCACAGGCAUUUACAUAACUGCUACAACCAAUUAUAGAGUCCCAACAUUUCAGAGUCUCCAUUCUAGUUAUUCUCAUCCAUUCAGAAGCUUAAAGACAGGAGUAUAAUGACAACUGUGUUGGAAUACCUUGGAUGUAUUUUUUAUUCCGACAUUCUAAGGAGCUCAUUGCUGAUCAUUGGCUAAAUGCUCUUGACUUUCUGUAACAUGAUUGUCAAGCAUUGCAAUAUGACAAACUGCUGUUUGUUAAUGAUAUCAUGCCUUUUGUGGUGGAACUGGUUUCCGCACUGUCCGUUGUAUUUUACUUUAGUCCAGUUAGGAAUUUUGAUUUGUGUAGUUAAAAAAAAAUUUAAAAAUCCCAAAUUAUGAGCAGGUGCUGUUGAAAUUACUUGUUAAUCUUUUCUCAAAUCUAUGUAGCUGUCCUCAGUAACUUUGAAUCAAUGUUUUGCUUAAAAAGGUAUGCACUUUGAUCAAGCAAAUUCUCUCUUGCUAUUCUCAUUGUCAGAAAGUGUCAUGUUGUAAACUCCUGUCAUUGUGUUAACCUGUGGUGGGUUUCUUACCCGAUGCUCGCUGCUGAAGGUGUCAAUCAUUAACGUGCCCUAAAUUUACCGUCAAUGAUCGUCUGGGUUUGUGUUAUUUGGUAAACUCCACAUUCAGUCAAGAAUUUUAGGCAGGCGUUACAAGGCGUUCCCUGCAACUGAAAGACUGCAUUUGUCGUUUAAUCAUUCAUUAAUUGUUGCUUCUUUGCUAUUAUGCAAAGUUUGAAUCUGCUAAUAAUUGCAAUAACUUCAGUGAAAAUAAGUUUACAAGAGAAGCAGGUUAUCUGUAUACUGGUAAAAUCAUUUACCAACAUGGAAAAUGCAUAUUUACAAUAUGUGCUGUAACGUGCAGUCCUCAGAUCAUUUUUGUGAAUCAUACCAUAUGUCAUUAUUUUAUCUGAAUUUUUGGAUUUUUAAAAAAAAAAUCAAUUAAACUUGUGAAGAACAAUCUGUUUAAGAGCAAAUGGAAUUCAAGGAUUUUUUUCUAGUAAUACUACUUGUUUCUGAGAGGAACACCUAAAUUGGAAAUAUGCAAUAAAAUAUAAAAUUGAA